Messenger RNA from Debaryomyces hansenii CBS767, 1491 nucleotides. Its product is annotated as DEHA2D01056p. The record is from RefSeq and is a predicted model, not a curated record. The coding region runs from base 1 to 1491 and encodes 496 amino acids. Gene Ontology annotation, cellular component: membrane. Gene Ontology annotation, molecular function: transmembrane transporter activity. The transcript is spliced from 2 exons. NCBI's taxonomy places the organism in Eukaryota, Fungi, Ascomycota, Pichiomycetes, Serinales, Debaryomycetaceae. Gene Ontology annotation, biological process: transmembrane transport.
AUGAUUAUCCAUGCGGAGAAACAAAACGAGAUAUCCAAAUCGUCCAUAGUAAGUCAUGAGAAUGAUACCUACGAGAACGAUUCUAGCAAUUCCAUCACUAAUGGUGAUUGGACAUCAAAAGAAGAACGACUCGUUGUUCUAAAAGUAGAUUUUGUGGUUUUACUUUUACUUACUCUUGGGCUAACAGUGUUUCAAUUUGAUAGGAUGAACCUCGCGAGCGCAUUAACUGGAGGUUUCAAAGAAGAUGUGCAUGUUAACCAAGCUGAAAUCAACAUUGGAAACGAGUUAAUGUUCUUGGGUAUUUUCUUGUUAGAAAUUCCUUCUAAUAUGCUACUAAUGAAAUUUGGUCCUAGAAAGUGGCUUCCUUUCCAGAUUUUGGUAUUUGGUUUUGUUGCUAUCAUGCAAAUCUUUUUAAAGAAUAAGUCGGGAUUUUAUGCUUCUCGUUUCAUGCUUGGGAUUGCAGAAAGCGGCUAUAUUCCAGGAGCAUGUUAUAUAAUCUCGAACUGGUAUAAACAGAAGGAACGUGCUAAACGAACAUCUAUUUAUUUCUUUGGAAUGUUUGGUGGAUACGCUUUAAGUCCAAUACUUUGUUCGGCUAUUCUUUUGUUGGCAGGAAAAGGAAACAUGGCUGGAUGGAGAUGGAUAUUUCUCCUUGAAGGAUUGUUAACCAUUAUAGUCGGGUUAUUAAUGUUUCUCUUCUUGCCUGGAUCUCCAAUGAAUCCAUAUCCAUUACUUUCCAAGAAGCUAUCUUUCUUUUCUGAUCGAGAGAUGUUUAUACUUAAGAAUAGAUUAGCCAGCGAAGAACGUACAGAUGAACAAUUGCAUCCAAUUACAAAACAACACAUAAAGGACGCAGUCUUACAAUGGAGAAGAUACCCACAUUUAUUCGCAACAGCUAUUGUUUUUGCAACUUGGAGCCCGUUAACUACUUAUACUCCUACGAUUAUACAAAGUGCUGGGUUUAGUCGAAUUCAAGCGAACGCAUUAACUGCAGUAGGUGGUUUUUUGGCAGUUUUCGUCGUGUUUUUGUUCGGUGUGCUAAGUGAUAAAACUAAUGCUAGGGGCUUGACGGUUUUAGUUGCAACCCUUCUAUAUGGUAUUACGCUAAUAAUUCUUCAUGAGAUACUUCCUCGGGUUAAUUCGGAUAGAUGGAAAGUUUUUGGGUUGUGGACUUUAGUAAAUGCUUUUGCAGUUGGUUACCAUCCUGUUCAGAAUACUUGGUUACAAUUGAAUUGUAGAUCGCCUCAAGAAAGAAGUAUUUCAAUUGCAUUGUGGGUUAUGUUCGCAAUGAUUGGUUUAAUGGCUGGGAGUCAACUAUUUAGGGCUGAUGAUUCUCCCACGUAUAACAAAGCUUCACUUGCCAUGAUCUGUAUGGUCUUCGGUGGAUUUCUAAUUUCUUCAAUUCAGUUUCUUAUUUAUUAUAUUCAUAAUCGAAAAUUAGAGAGAAAAUUACCUGAAAACUUAUCAGACAGUUACAGAUUUUUUUUAUAA